UGCCGGUUAAUGCCGCAGUGCGAACCCGACUUCCAGCAUGGACGACCGCUGUGUGCUCAACGUGUCUGCCGCCUCGCUGCCUCUGCUGCUGUUUCUGCUGGUCGCCACGGGCCCUGCCAGUUCCCAGAGGUCAUUAUGCAGAGUACGGGACUGCCCCAACUACAGAACCAUACGAUACUACGAGGAGGUGGGCUGCGUUCCCAGUGCUACCGCCGGCAACUGCUGUCCAACGCACUUCGACUGCAGUUUCCUUCUGUCGCUGGACAGGACAAAAUGCCACUACGAGGGGAAGACGUACGAACCUGGCGCAGAUAUCUCGGGCGUAAUCAAGUCUGUGUGCACCCCAGUGUGUAGCUGCUUCGGUCUCACCGAAGGACCCUCGAGGGGAGAGGCGAGGUUCUCCUGCGCAUCUGGCGGUUGUGCUGGAUAUCGGAUACCAGAAGGAAAGGAGUCUUUCUGUUAUCCCACCUACAAAGUUGAUCAGUGCUGUGGAACUGGUAUUAAGUGUGCGAAUGACACCAAGAGCCCACUAAACGUGGCCGAAUGUCCUUAUAAAGGGAAGACGUACCUGGAGGGCCAGUUCAUUGAAGGAACACAGUCUGAGUGCAUGAGGUGUGUGUGCCAGAAGGGAUAUGACGGGAGUCUAAAAGAGCCCUGGUGUCGCCGACAAAGCUGCGACUACAGUCUGUGGUGGACGGUUUCUCAACUACAAAAAUGUGCGCCAAUUUUCGACGAAGACGACGCAUGCUGUGCUCAUGACUACCACUGUCCUUCCACUGAUCCUAUUGCAGUUCAGCAUUCUGAGUCUUCAACACCGAAUGAAGGUGGGCAGUGCGCCUUUGGAGACCACAAGCUGAAGAUUGGCGACUACUUUAUAUCAUCUGGGAGAGACUGUAUCAAAUGCAAAUGCGAUACACCACCAUUUAUAACCUGUGUGAAGGUUCCUGUCAACUAUUGUCCUGUAGCCAAGAAAUAAGACAAAUACAUGAGGCAAAUCUGUUGGAUAUUUAUUACAAGCGACAAGGCCUAUACAUCAUUGGAAAAAAGUGUGACAACAGCUUGUAAUUAAUAUCACAUGGAAAGUAAAGUUUCAAAAAUCUGCACCUAAA
Molecule: messenger RNA, 1109 nt
Organism: Schistocerca serialis cubense
Lineage: Eukaryota; Metazoa; Arthropoda; Insecta; Orthoptera; Acrididae
Exons: 8
Coding region: 38-976 (312 amino acids)
Source: RefSeq, a predicted model, not a curated record